Molecule: messenger RNA, 2399 nt
Organism: Linum trigynum
Lineage: Eukaryota; Viridiplantae; Streptophyta; Magnoliopsida; Malpighiales; Linaceae
Source: the annotation of a GenBank genome assembly
UAAAGUUGUACCAUAACGUAAAAUGUAUAUGUUUGGGUUGUACCAUAAAGGAAUUUGUACUCUUAUGUUAUGGUACAACUUCACAACUUUAAGUUGUAUCAUCACAUAAAUGUACAAGUUCAAGUUGUUCCACAAAAGAAUUUGUAAAAUAGUGUAGGUACAAGCUGAAGUUAUACCAUAACAUUAAAAGUACAACUUGAAGUUGUACCAUAAAAACAAAAACCUAUAGCACCAAUGCUAUGUAAAAUUUCUCCAAAAUUGAAGCUUACAUCUCGUAUUUGAUUCAUAAUAAUGCAACCACCUUUGGCCAAAAAAUAAUAAUAAUGCCACCUACUCCACUCCUCUCCACUCCGCUCCACACCACACCACGCAACAGUUUCAAUGAUUUUUAGUACCCACACGCAUUUCAUAAUUAAUAAUUUCCAGCCAUCCAAAUUACUUUUCAACUCAUUUUUCAGGCUCUUAAAUAACAUAUAAAGGUCAUAUACAUUUACAAUGAGAUCAUCAGCCUACUUGACAAUCUCUCUGGCCAAAGUCUUGUUCUGGUAGACGAUAUAUAUAUAUAAUUAUUAUUACCAACGAUUUGUUCUGACUUUUUUUUUUCGGGUUUAUGGAAGUUUGCUAUGCCAUUAAAUUGUCUUAUGUUUAAGAUUUCGCUAGAUAAUUGCCUAGGAUGACAAUUUGAAUUUCUUUCUGUUGGGGUAUUAUCCGAUUUAAUUAGCGAUAGAGUGGGUAUUACCUUAAUUACAGUAGCAUGGGAGAGGCAUGUGUAUGUACUUUCGACUCGUCAUUCCCGUCACAUCCCAUUAUUGGCCCAUUCAAUUACCAUUUUUUGUUGGGACUUUUGGGACGAGGGUACACGCACGCUAGCCCGAGAUUGGGUGUCCAGAAUUGUGAUAGAGUCGUGAACUACAUUCACUGUCCGAAAAUAUAUUUUCACCCUCUACAAAGCCUUGGGUUACAGGAAAUUUCUCCCGAGGAUAAAACUAUCACUACUUUAGGUUCUAGACUCAAGAACCCUAAAGCAUACUUAGAAAUUUUGGGAAGAACGAAGAAGAAUCUGUUUGAUGGUAUGUGGCAUCAUCCACCUCACUCACAAAUUUAUAGGGGUCGAAUCCAUGCAUUUUUUCAUGAAAAGUUGCAAUAUUUAUUCAUAUUUCUCCUAUUUUGUAUUUUUUCACCUAGUUAGACUUAAUAUUUCAACUAUUUAGACACGAUUACUCAUUAUAUAAUCACUAUUUUUUUUUGUAUAUAAAGUGUUUCCCCUUCGUUUUAUCGUACAAAGUCAAAUUUUGUGUGUAUAUUUUCAAAUAACAUAUAAGAGUGGGUAGACUCACCCCGUCCCAACCCGAGUGUGUAUGGGGUAUUGAGAUACCCAACCCGCCCCACCCGUUUGCCAUCAUUACCCACAUGUCAAUAUAUUAAUAUUAGAUCAACAAUAUUUGGUAUACGUUAGCCCGUAACUAGGGUUGCUAGUUCGGUUUAAACCAAACCCAAAUCGAUAAGAGGGUUUAUCGGGUUUUGGUUUCGGUCCCAAAUUGUUUUGUACUUAUCGGUUUUGGUUUGGAAAAAAUUGAAAAAUCGACAAAAAAAAAAUUAUAACUCACAUACAAAACCCUAUGAUGAUGUGGAGCCUCGUUGGGGAUGGUGAUUCAAAUUCGAACCGAUGUGGGCAAAGCAUGGACAAUGUGAAGCAGUAAUAGCAGCAGCCUGGAGCGAAGGGGGAGGAGCAGAUGUGAUGGUGAAACUGAAUAAUUGCAAGGAGAAGUUGGGGCUAUGGAGCCUAAGCACAUUCCCGAAUUUUUCCAAGCAGAAGGAACGGAUAAACAAAGCUAUGCGAGCCCUUGAGAGAGCGCCAAAGUCUGAUACUAAUCUGCUUGAGAGUACAAAAAUGGCGGAGGAGCUAGAGGAGCUUGAAGAAAGAGAAGAGGAUUAUUGGAAACAGAGAUCUCGGGCUGAUUGGUUGAGCGUUGGAGAUAAGAACACGCAAUUCUUCCAUAAAAAAAGCCUAGGCAAGAAGGAAGAGGAACACCAUUCAGCCAACUGUAACUAUACUGAUUCUGAAGAAUCUUUUUGAAUUUCUAUAAGUGAAGGCUAAACUUUGUCAAUCUAUUCAUCCCACCAUUUUUUUUAAACUUAUUCAUCCCACCAUUUAACCUUCUUCAUUUUCUCAACUUCAUAUUUCUCUUGACACACCUAAUUUUUUUGUUUUUUUUGCAUCGUGAGUUCUCCUAGUAGAAAAGCUUAUGAGAGACAGCAGGAAGUUGAUGAUAGGCUAUGGGAGUAUGAGUGUCAGUUUGACCGUGAUCGUCAACAGAUGAUGGCGAUGACAACAACUUCAUGUUCCAAGAGCAAGUAUCCUCAUCUCGACAACAUUCAGAUAAAGUUGUGAGGCGUAA